Mya arenaria is the source of this 3466-nucleotide messenger RNA. RefSeq lists its product as uncharacterized. The record is from RefSeq and is a predicted model, not a curated record. NCBI's taxonomy places the organism in Eukaryota, Metazoa, Mollusca, Bivalvia, Myida, Myidae. Bases 74 to 1753 code for a protein of 559 amino acids. The transcript has 2 exons. Gene Ontology annotation, molecular function: zinc ion binding.
CUUUCAUGGACUGAAUGGGUAUUGAAGCGUACUUUUAAAGUCUCGUGAAAUAAAGUUUAUUAUAUAGAACAAAAUGGCAUUUGAUUUCGAUUCAUCUCUUCACAAGGCGUCGGAUUUAAUACAUGAAUUCACAUGUUCUCCAUGUGAAGAUGACGGACUUAACUCUAAGGCUCAGAACUUUUGUGUGGACUGUUCAAAGUACUACUGCUCUCGGUGCGUGUCCAAACAUGGCAGCCUGUUUAAGCGGCACAAAGUGCUUGAUCGGAAGGACGUAAAGAAAUGGGCGGCGGUGCCUGGGACGGUCGUGGACGAUCUGGAAAGAUGCGAGCACCAUCCCGGGAAAAAAGUGGAGCUCUUCUGCGGAGACCAUCAAAAGCUAUGUUGUCAUAUAUGCGUCUCCCUUGUUCACAGACAAUGUUCGUUGAUACAACAUAUACCAGACGUAGCACAAGGUAUUGAUGACAAACCAGAAUUCAAACAGCUUCCACAACAAAUCGUCGACAUCCAAUCACAAAUCAAGAAGCUACAGAAGUCCCGCGAGAAAAAUCAACAAUGCAUACGGGACUCCCGUGCACAAAUCCUAUUAGAGAUCAGAGCUUUGCGUAGGAAGAUCGACCAAGCCCUUGAUCAAUUGGAGCAAAACACAAUCAAAGAGGUGGACGUUAUGGUUGCAAUAUUUGAGGAGCAAAUGAAGAAAGACAUUGCACAGUCAGCACAGUUGAGCAAGGACAUAAAGUCACUUGCAGAUAGCAUGGCGAAGACUAAGACGAACAAUUCCUUGGCCUACGUAGGAUAUUCUCGAUGCCAGGAAUUAAUUACAGAAACCAAAGCUUUUCUCGAAGACAACACAAGCAAACAAGAAGUAGAGUUGGCGUUUGUGCUACAUACAGGGCUAAACCACCUUAUUGAUUCUUUUAUGUCUUUAGAACGGUUUGGGGAGAUUACUAAUACGUCCCAUGUUUUCAAUGUUGAAAAUGUGAAACAAUUCAAUGCAGCACUUACAAUUGACAAAGGAAUCUCGAACAUAAGUGGAAUAUGUGAACUAUUAAGUGGAGAGCUCGUUCUUGUUGACAAUUACAAUUGCCGUAUUAAGCUCCUGAACCAGUCCUAUCAGAUUGUCGAUCACUGCGACGUUCCAACUCAUCCACAAAAUGCAUGCAAUAUUUCGGGCAAUGAGCUAGCGGUUGCUGUCAACUGUAAUGAGGAAAGUAGACAUGAAGUUCGAUUCUUUAACGUAAGGGUUUCAGAGUUACAACAGACAAGAAAGCUAACGUUCAGUCACAUAGUUACCAGCAUAGCUCACCAUUCAGCGCGUCUGUAUAUUACAUCUGACACUGCGCUCUACUCUUACGACAAGAAAGGCCAAGAUGGGAGGAAAUUGUAUGAGAAAAUGCAAAUUGCUCACAGCUGCGCUGUGAGCUCUGAUGGCAGUAAAAUCUACAUAGCAAAUUUCUCCAAAGAUCAACUUCUUACCUUGGAUAAAGCAGGAAAUCAAUUAUCAACGCUCAGCGAUCCCGAUAUGAAAGGUCCACGCGUUAUACACGUGUCCGCUCUAGGUCACGUUUUUGUCUACUCUUAUAUCUCACACACUUUACUUCAAGUGGACAGUGAAGGAAAGAGGAAGCUGGCUACACUGGCUACGCGAGCGGAUGGAUUGAUGAAAUCAACUUCACUGUGUUACAGUAGCCGUACAUCCAUUCUUUUUGUAGGUAAAUAUGAAAAUAACAACGUUGAUGUGAUUAAGGUCAAAUAAUGAAUUACAGAAACACUCAUUAGACGAACCUGUACACACAAUAAUAAAGCAGUCUCCGUCUAAAAUAUUAGACUGUGUGUGAGUGUAACUUGUUUACAAUAAUACAUAUGUUAGUUUAUAUUUAGAAUGUUAGAAUGGUAUACUGUUGUACAAUGUGUGAUUUAUUCCUGAAUCGUAGAACAUUACAUAGAUAUAUAUCAUCUUGCAAAAAACUAUUAUUAUAUAUUAUGUUUGAUUGAUUGUAAAUUAUGAACUUUAAUAUUCACAUUCGCUAUAAAAGCAUAUCAGGACAUAUCGCUUUUAUAAUAUGUUGGAACAUUUAUAUUUUCUUAUUCAGCUAUAGAUAUAUUUAGUUGAUUACAUAAAUGCUAUGUUCUUGUAGAUAUAUUAAAGGGCCAUGCUCAUGUUUUGAACGAAUUUUCGUUUCACUGUUAUACAUCUUAGUACACUAAUGUAUGAUCUUCGGCCACAUGGGUCUAUGAUCUUCUGGUUCUGUUCUGUUCACUAAUAUUAUAAUUAUUUAACACUAUGAUACCGAAACUACAGAAACAGUACUAUCAUACUAUAAAAAGAAAAUCUCGUUUCAGUCCUGAUCGAAACCAUGCUGGUAUAGUAACAAAACAACAACACAAUAUUAUAUCUUUGAUUGGUUGUGAUUGAUAUUCUUAUUAUUAAUCAUUUAUUAAUAAUAAUAUUCAUCAUUAUUGAAUAUAUACACAUUUUGCAUUGUAUAAUAUGUAAGAUACAUAUUUAAUUAUUCUGCUUUAUAUAUAUAUAUAUAUAUAUAUUGACCUUGUAAGUUUUAUUAUACGACUCGUUUUGUUUUGUAUUUUUUUUAAUAAGGUAUUGCUAUUUUAAGGAGGUACAUUGCUAUACAAUUGUGUGAUAUGCAAAGAAAAUCUUCGCGCGCUUAUUUCAAAAAAGCAACUAUGGUCGCGCUAAGUGGAACUCCAAAUGAUCUCUUAGUGUGCUCAAUGAUGUCUUUUUGAAUACAUGCCGAAAAACUAUGAAAUAACGCAAAGGUAUGGUGCUAGGCAUAAUGUUUUGCGAAAAAAUGAUUGCUCAAAAACGUUUCUAUACUAUAAGCAGAAAAUGCGUUUCGACAAAAACGGAUUAAAGCUCAUUUUCUAUGGAAACGUUUUUGAAAUUUGUCAAACAUACUCUUUCACCUAAGAUAUAUAAUUCAAGACACGAAAGCACUCAAACUAAUCACCAAUAAGCAUAAAGACGUAAUGUUUUCUUAGUUAAUGAGCUGUUGACAAUGUACCCAUUAUUUUUACUGAAAGUUUUGUGUGCCUGUGUAAUUUUGUGGAGAAAUUAAUCCAACUUGCAGCUAAUAUAUAUAUGACCAAUCUAAGAAGCAGCGUAUUAAAUGUUCAGUUUCAUUUUAAUUCCGUAGACGUCCCCUUUCGGUUUAUCUCUCUCUUUCUCUAUUUUUGUAAUGCUUUAUCAGGAAGUCCGUACCGAAAGCAAUGACGAAACUAUCCAUUUGUGUUUUUAUAUUUCUAGCUUCAUGUUUAAUAUCGCCAAUAUCGGUGAGCAUGACUUUCUUUUUACUCGAACUUGCAUAUGUGUAUUUUCUCGGUAUUUUAUAAUAUCGUCAACUCACAUGCGUCAUAAACCCUUAAGUGUGAUCGGUCGGGAUAUUUGUUUGAACUAUACUCUCCCGACUUUUAUGUAAAUGAAAAAGAUUAAAAAAUACGAAAAAACAAA